Molecule: messenger RNA, 4446 nt
Organism: Fusarium verticillioides 7600
Lineage: Eukaryota; Fungi; Ascomycota; Sordariomycetes; Hypocreales; Nectriaceae
Exons: 5
Coding region: 2865-4118 (417 amino acids)
Biological process (GO): regulation of transcription by RNA polymerase II
Molecular function (GO): zinc ion binding; DNA-binding transcription activator activity, RNA polymerase II-specific
Source: RefSeq, a predicted model, not a curated record
ACCAUACCCAUACAUACACAACUUGACCCCCACCAACUCAUCGAUUAAUUGACUGCCAGCAGACCACCCUCAGCAAGGCGGAAUUGUCGAAUCUGGGGGUUGAUCGUUAAUAGGGCGGUCGGUGAUUGGGUCUGCGUUGUUAAUCGAGGAACGAUAUGAAUAAAGGCUGACAGUAUUUGACGAACUGCGAUCAUCAUGGACCAUCAUCAUCAGUUGCAGCCAUUACCUAGGAGUCUGUGAUUCUUGGGUAAAUGCAAUCUCCUUGCUCAGUAACUCACACCGCACCCUCACGCACACAUACAACAAGAAGACCUCCUCGAUUCGGAAGAGGGCGACACAGUGGUCUGACGCUGAUGCAAAUGCCAACAACCGACAACGUCAAUGAUUACUCCACAGCCCUGUCGUGGCCCUUGAAGCUCGUGGCAUCUCGGCAGCUGGCAACGGGACGAACAAAGGGUCUGCCCGCCUCAACCGGCCGAGUUCAGGCUUCAGCUCUGUUGAUUGUGAGGCGGAUGUACGUAUGCAAUAUCAACUCUGUGGAUGAAAGAUAACUAUCGGAUAAAUUCUCGGUUCUGGAGUCUACAACUUCAAAGGCUGAGAGGGAGUAGAUAUUGACCGCCUCGUGGACAGCGGCAUCUGCUCACGUCGAUUCCCCAUAUUCCAUUAGCCGAAGCAGGGCUGUCCACUGGAAAGAUGCCAGAUCAUUAGUUAGCAUGACAUGGGCAAAUGCAUGUGACCCGAUCUGUGGAACCCAGGCCAAAUGUUCCAUGUUAAGUCAAUUGCCGCUUCUUUGAUUGACGUGGAGGAGAUGAGGUGGCACAGCCAAAGUGUACGACAAUGUCUUUUAUCAUGCCGACUUUUCUCAGCCACUCAGAAUAACCUUAUUCUUUCGACGAGUCGGUCAAUUCUUUUCUUCUUUCUUAUUUUCCUCGGCUUUGCUCAAAACACUCGCUCUCCCGUGUCCGCGUCCGCGUCCCUGCAUCGCAAUCGCUCGCCUUACAGCUGAUCAGUACCUAUCACCACAGCCUCAAUCAGAAUCUCGGCCCAUCCGCUCGAGUUAGCUCAGCUCCGAUAAGAGACAUAUUUUGUUCAGCUUACCUUCUCCAUCACUGAUAGGCCACUGAAUUCCUCAAUCUUUUUCUGGAUACGACAUGGCGAGCUUCGACUGUUUCCCCAUCAUCCUCGAUACCCUGGACUCACCUAGCCCUAGGCCUUCAACACGAGGUUCACCAGCCUCUCUGAUUCCAGAUAUCUAAAGUAAUUUCAGGACACGAGACAAUCCUCCCUUGCUGAGAAGACAAACUGCGUCAUUGUCUCUCCUAUCUAAGGCUGAACAAGACUGUGUCUCGCGCCGCCGCUUACUAGCACGUGGUCCAUGGCUGAAAGAACACGAGCUAUUCUCUCGGUACCAGGCGUUCGUCAAUGCAGUCUCCCCUGUUGACAUCUGGAAAGGCCCAAAAUAGACAUCGAUCCCCACACUUUGUUCACUAACAGUUGAGCGAGGGACACUUUAACAGUCAGCUCCGAGAGGCGGGCCCCCACACCGACGCCUCAACCGCUCCGCUCCGAGUUGGAGAUUCGGCCGCUUUCGGUAUCGCGAGAACCUCCUUUACUAUUUCGUGGUACGAGACAAUGAAAGAGAAGCCGCCAGCUGGGAAUAAUUGGCUUGUAUAGAGAAUCGCCUCCUUCCAGGGGGCGUCGGAUCGGUUUCGUGUUAGUCCAUGCCAUCGGGUUGUAUGCCGAGCAUGAUAUCCUCGUCUUCGCGUUUACUUCCAACAGCCAACGGCUAGGUAUCCAAAAGUUUGAGCCAUCACUAUCAUCCUGCUCCUGUCGCGAUGAGGCUACGAUUUGGAAUAGCUGUCGCCGUGCGUAUUUUAUGUGACGUAGCAGCUUCUCAAGGACGUAAAGUCCAGGUCCACCGGAAAACGAGACAUUUUAUUCUAGCCCAUUUUCUCUCCAGGCGGCCGACUUUUCUCUCAGUAUGGCCUCACUGAUCUCAUCAACCCCGGGCGAAAAUGAAGCCUCUACGGGUUUUGUGAACAAGCCCCCGCCACUGGGGACCUAGCGAGUCAUGGGGCUAAGAGAAUCAGUGAUAUUUGAUUGGGUAGAGACCCUGCAGCCUUCGUCUAGGAAAACGAGCUUUGCUCCCUUGAAAUCUAUUUGGGGAUAUCCCGCCUACUGGCGUGGAUUGUAUCGGGCAAAGGCUGGUCCUCAAUACGAAGGAAUUCUUGAAUUGCCUGCCUCUGAUUUCUUUGAACCGUGUCAGCCGUGCUUCAAGACCACGCUUCUCGUGGAAUAUUUCCUCUCGACUGCCCCGAGUCAUUGGCGAGGCACCUGGUGAUAUACGGAGCCUACAUUAGCAACAUGUAGACGAAGCCACUGUUGUCCAUAAUCAGUCCCAGAAAAGAUAUACCGCAUAGCCACUGAGGAAUGCCAAGAUAACAUCAUGGCGCCGCCAAAGGACAAAGAACGAAAGAGAAAGUUUCAUCGGAGAAGCAAAAACGGAUGCACUCGAUGCAAGGCCAGGCAUGUGAGGUGCGACGAGCAAAAGCCGCUUUGGUAUGUUAAACUUCCCGGUCUUACUCGUGGAACAACCGAUACUUUCCCCUCGUUUUCUUGUCGUUGCUGCAUGGCUAUGCGAGGCUCCGGCGUGGGAUAGACGAGCUUUGCAUGAGGCUCCGGUCGGUUGAGUCGUAAGCCUUGUAGGACUGACUAACAAAUAUUGCCAACACAGCACCAAUUGCCUUCAGACGGGGAGUGAAUGCAUAUAUCCAACUCCAGAACAGCCGCUCCCAUCCAAUGAUUCGUCACCUUCACCAUCAUCGGCGUCCAGCAAUGUUGCUCUGGGGAAUUUUGGGUCCCAAAUGGCACUUACCGAGUCAGCGGCACCAGCCUCGCCAGGGAUGAGCAAUGCCCUCAACAAUUACGUUGGAGGGUCCUUCGAUGCUCUUCCGGAGCACUCCAAACGCCUUCUGCGACAUUUUUCACAGUACACGGUCUGGGGCUCGAGGCCUGUUGCUCGGGAGCUGGAAUCUUCAGCAAUACAAAAAUCGUUCGAGAACCCUGGCUACAUGCACAUGUGCCUCAUGUUAUCAGCAUGUCAGUGGGCAUGGGUUACCGGUUCGAUGGACGAGGUCAGGAUCCCAUUCCUGUACCAUAAAGCAGCAACCUAUCAAUUCGCGAGAGAACAGCUCCAGAGUCCUGAAUUGGCACAGAGCGGAGACACUAUGUUGGCUAUAUCUGCGCUUGCGCUGACUGAGGGCGCGAUAGGAGAACUGGACGCUUCCUCAAGACACUUGAAGGGUAUACAAUCUGCCGUAAAGGAGUGGAAUAGGGUUGUCGACCCAGUGCCGACGUUGCCCCAGAGAAUGCUCAAAAUGGUCGGAGAAGGACUACGAACCGGAAAAGCAGGCCAGCUCGUGAACGUGCCCGAAUACCAACCAACCUUUAUGGCUCUCCUAUUUGCGUCGAUAUGGGAUAUCACAGCGCUGCCGCCGCGCGAAGCUCCGAGAUAUGGCUGGUGGGAAGAUCUCGAAACACCAGCGGCCAGACUUUGGCAAAAUCAUACCAGAGACCUCAACCUCAACUAUGAGAUUUCAAGAGGUUUCAGCGCGAGUCAAUAUGUACCACGAAUCUUGAACGGUGACCCUAAAAGUAGUCGAACAAGUUUCAUAGCGACCUUCUUCUAUCUUUGUUCUGAGCUGGGCGACAGAUACUUCGACGUAACCAUGAUCGAUUGGCUUCUUGAACAACUGAUAGAUGAUGUUAAUGCAGGCGAAGAACAUCUGAGGAUGAGUGAAUGGACACAGUCACUCUGGUUAUUUUGCGUACUGUUUGGAGCGUCCAUAGCGUUCACUGGCCGGGCCAAUAAUGUAAUCGAAGAAAGACAACUGAGCAAAUGGCGAGGCGUUUACGGCGACAAAAUGAAACUGGCCAGUCGAGAGCUGGGAAUCAAAAGCUGGCAGUCAGCCCGGGCGAUGCUGGCUGAAGUGGUGGGAGGGAUAGACGGCGAAUUAGAAAAGGGUCUAGAGGAGUUAUGGAAUGAGGGGAUAUCAGGAGAGACAUCGGGCGAGAGCAGUGCAAGUCCAGCAGUGGUAGAGCUGUCAGAAUCCGACUAAGCCAUGAAUGCUUCGUUACCUUGGCUGAGUUGGCGUCUGACUGCUUGAAAACAGAGUGGGAGCAAGCCAGGUGAUGCGUGGAUGCGAGCUAUCAUAUAUUUGGUGUUGGCAUGUUGUGGUUCAAGGCCAAUGAGAAGGGUCCAUGAGAUACCCGCAAGAUAGAUAUCGGCUAAGCUGACGGUAGAAUGAGAGGACAUCAACUCAUAGAAUACAUAUAGUUUUCCCUGGAGGAAGAGAUGAAAUUCAGAUAGGCAUGUAGUGUUCAACAAGAGACUCAAAGAGCCACAGACGAUAACAAGCUGAGGCGGUUAUACCAUCACGUGGAGUU